CUUUUUGGGCUAAAUUCUUUAAAAUCGCAGCGAUUCAGUGAAAGAUAAGUUGUGUUUUGUGGAAGAUUAGAAAUCUCAUCAAAUCGAAUAACUGGAAUUUGUUCUAUCUUGUAAACUGUAACACCCACAACACCUCAGCUAACCCACGUAGAUCCUCAUGGAUUCCUUUUCCUCGCACACCUUGGAUUUCGCGGAUCUUUCUUCAGUCGGGGUCAUUAAUCCGGGAGUAAUCCCGAAUCCCGUUUCCGCAACACAUUCUUCACGUAUGCCCACCUCUGCAACCGCCGCCACCCAAAACAACAACCCUAAUUCCUCACUUGUACUUUGCUCUAAUAACAUUACGCCGCAUCCCAUUAUUUCCUCACAACCCACACAUCACAGUCUAAAUCCCCCACAAAUUGGCAUCUCUGGUGGCAAUAGUGGUGGUACCCUACUGCAAAACCACCCUCGUCAUCUAACAGCAGACAGCCACCGCGACACAAGUCCGUCAGUUGGCGUUGGCGUUGGGGGUGAAAACUUAAAUAUUCACUCCUCGCUCGCUUCCUCUCUCAUCCCACUUCAGAAUCACUCGAACGACCAUCAGCUGAGCUUCCAGUCGAACUUCAUCCCAGGAGUCUCGUCGUCUUCAGUUGCCCAGUUUUCGGCCGCUUUUUUGCCCCAGUCCAUUUUCGCCCAAGGAGGCCACGGCAUCUCGGCGAUCUCAGACACCAAACAUCAUGGGCAGAACUUCGACUUUACCCCUGGAUCGUUCGCUGGGAUUGUACCUGGAAACAACCAUCUUAACCUGCUGAAAUCGACCGCGCCUCUGUUUAUUUCAACUCCCUCUACCGGACUUGGCUUUGGAAAUGGAGGAACGGGCUGUUCGUCUUUGGAUUCUGCUAAGAUUAAACUUAGUCCGGGUAAUGACUCCAACACGAUAUACUCUUCAAACAACAACGAGAUUUCCUCCGGGUCCCAAAACCAGACUGAAAAUAACCCGGACGACAACUGCACUGCAACUGAAACCGAACAGAGCUCGACAAAAAUAUCAGCCAAUCACAGUCCAGCAGAUGACGUAACAGCACAUGAUGAUGCAAUAGACGAAGAUGAUGAAGAUAAGAAGAAUAAAAGGACGAGAAGGCAGCGGACGCAUUUCACCAGUCAGCAGCUCCAGGAACUGGAGACUCUUUUUGCCAGGAACCGCUACCCAGAUAUGGCAACCAGGGAAGAGAUCUCGGCCUGGACUAACUUACCAGAGGCGAAAGUCAGAAUUUGGUUCAAGAACCGACGAGCUAAGUGGCGAAAGAAGGAGCGAAACCAGCUGCAGGAGUACAAAAAUGCGGCCGCUUUCGGAAUGAACUUCAUGCCCGCACCGUACGACCCCCACGACUUCUACUCCACACAACUCACCGCCGGGUACUACAACAACUGGACCAAAAUGACGGCCGCUGCAGCUUCACCCCUCGCUCCUGGCAAAGCACCCUUCCCCUGGAGUUUCAACCCAAAUCCCGCCGCGGUGGCAUCCGGAACUCCGGCCGCCGCAAUGAUGAACGCCGGAAUGUCCUCUCUUAACCCCUCCCCGCCUUGUCCUUACGGGACGACAUCGGCGGCCGCCGCAACACAAUACAUGUACAGUCGGGACGCAUCGGCGGCAGGGUUGUCGCAGUUCAGACUAAAACACAGUCCUCAGAGCUCAUCUUUAGGCUACGGUGCAGCUUUUAGAGCUCCGAAUACGCUUCAAGGCGCUUGUCACUAUCCAAUGGAUCGGCAGCUGUGACUCAAUACCGGUGCAAAAUGACAAAUGAAACAAAAAGCUAAAGCACAACAAUGGACGAACGUAUUUAGUUUCACUUACAUACAAUCAUCUCAACCUCGACAUGUUUAAACUGAAAUGGAGUUUUCUGCAAAAUAAAGUUGUAAAUAUAUAGAGCAUUGGAGCUUAAGUUUUGCAGAAAACUAUUUUUGUAAUUUUUAUAUUUAA
Messenger RNA from Symsagittifera roscoffensis, 1960 nucleotides. Its product is annotated as pituitary homeobox x-like. The transcript is spliced from 3 exons. Gene Ontology annotation, biological process: regulation of transcription by RNA polymerase II; anatomical structure morphogenesis. Gene Ontology annotation, molecular function: RNA polymerase II cis-regulatory region sequence-specific DNA binding; DNA-binding transcription factor activity, RNA polymerase II-specific. The record is from RefSeq and is a predicted model, not a curated record. Bases 158 to 1756 code for a protein of 532 amino acids. NCBI's taxonomy places the organism in Eukaryota, Metazoa, Xenacoelomorpha, Acoela, Convolutidae. Gene Ontology annotation, cellular component: nucleus.